AUGAGUGUAUCUAGUCAGUUUAAGCUCUUUACAAGAGCGGUAUCGAGGAUACCUCCAGUUAAACUCUCUUACAAAAACAUGUUGAGAGAUCCAUCCAAAAAAUACCCACCACCUAAACAGAUUAAACUUGCCAACCGUGAGUGGCCAAACAAAGUCAUCACACAAGCACCGCGUUGGCUCUCAACGGAUUUAAGAGAUGGUAACCAAUCACUACCUGAUCCAAUGUCUAUUUCUGAAAAAAAGGAGUAUUUUCACAAACUAGUCGAUUUGGGAUUUAAGGAAAUUGAAGUGAGUUUCCCGCUGGCCUCGCAAACGGAUUUCGAUUUCACGAGAUAUGCAGUUGAAAAUGCACCAGAAGAUGUUGCCAUUCAAGUGCUUACCCAAUCUCGAGAACCUUUGGUAAGAAGAACCGUUGAAUCUGUUAAAGGUGCCAAAAAGGCAAUUAUCCAUAUCUACUUGGCUACCUCCGAUGUCUUCCGUGAAGUUGUUUUUGGUAUGUCCAAAGAAGAUGCAAUCGCCAAAGCUGUAGAGACUACUAAGCUUGUGCGUAGUCUUACAAAAGAUGAUCCUUCAAUGCAAGAAACUGAAUGGAAUUUAGAAUUUUCACCAGAAUGUUUUUCAGAUACCCCUGUUGAGUUUGCUGUUGAGAUUUGCGAAGCUGUUAAACAGGCUUGGGAACCAACAGCUGAACAUCCAAUGAUUUUCAAUUUGCCUGCUACAGUCGAAGUUGCUGGCCCCAAUGUCUAUGCCGAUCAAAUUGAGUAUUUUUGCAAAAAUAUCUCAGAGCGUGAAAAAAUAAUCGUUUCAGUGCAUUGCCAUAAUGACCGUGGAUGUGGUGUUGCUGCUACGGAAUUGGGAUUGCUUGCAGGAGCAGACCGUGUUGAAGGAUGUAUAUUUGGUAAUGGUGAGCGUACAGGAAACGUUGACCUUGUGACUGUGGCAUUGAAUUUGUACACGCAAGGUAUUGCACCAAACUUGGACUUUUCCGAUAUGGAAAGCAUCAUUGAUAUUAGUGAGCGUUGUAACAAGAUUCAGAUUCACCCAAGAGCACCAUAUGGUGGUUCCCUUGUUGUUUGUGCAUUUAGUGGAUCUCAUCAAGAUGCAAUCAAAAAGGGGUUCUCUUUUGAGCGUGACGAUGAGAGAUGGGCUAUACCAUACUUGCCAUUGGAUCCAAAAGAUAUUGGAAGAACUUAUGAGGCUGUUAUUAGAGUCAAUUCCCAGUCAGGUAAAGGUGGCUCUGCGUGGGUUAUCUUGAGAACAUUGGGUCUUGAUUUGCCUAGACAUUUACAAGUUGCAUUUUCAUCAUUGGUACAAGAGAAAGCUGACAAAUUGGGUCGUGAAUUACAAACUCAGGAGAUUGUUGAUGUAUUCAAGAGCAACUACUUGGUUGAAUCACCAUUAAUAAUCAAUGAUUUUGAGAUUACUAAAGGUAAAAAGACGGACAGUAGAGAAAUUUACGCACAAUUGAAAUCUGAGGCCAACACCUCGGCUACUGAAUACAAGCUUCAUGGUGAAGGUAAUGGUCCAAUCUCAGCAUUUGUUGACUCUAUACAAAAAUCGUUUGGUAUUUUGUUCGAGGUUGUCAAUUACACAGAACAUUCGCUUGGUAGUGGCUCAAGCACAAAAGCAGCUACAUAUAUACAAUUGAGUUAUGUUGAUGAUGCUGGUGAGAAAGUAACCAAAUGGGGAUGUGGAAUCAGUCAUGAUGUGAGUGAAGCCUCAAUCCAAGCCAUCUUGAGUGUCGUCAACUCUUUGGUCAAGGAAGGUAAAAUCACUGUUUAG
Messenger RNA from Lodderomyces elongisporus, 1782 nucleotides. It is a transcript of the gene LEU4, whose product is annotated as 2-isopropylmalate synthase. Lineage: Eukaryota; Fungi; Ascomycota; Pichiomycetes; Serinales; Debaryomycetaceae. The record is from RefSeq and is a predicted model, not a curated record. Gene Ontology annotation, molecular function: 2-isopropylmalate synthase activity. The transcript has a single exon. Gene Ontology annotation, cellular component: mitochondrion. Gene Ontology annotation, biological process: L-leucine biosynthetic process. The coding region runs from base 1 to 1782 and encodes 593 amino acids.